Molecule: messenger RNA, 1337 nt
Organism: Argentina anserina (silverweed cinquefoil)
Lineage: Eukaryota; Viridiplantae; Streptophyta; Magnoliopsida; Rosales; Rosaceae
Product: ethylene-responsive transcription factor ERN1-like
Exons: 1
Coding region: 152-1057 (301 amino acids)
Biological process (GO): regulation of DNA-templated transcription
Molecular function (GO): DNA-binding transcription factor activity; DNA binding
Source: RefSeq, a predicted model, not a curated record
CGGUCAGGCCAAGCUAAGCUGAUUAAUACAAACUUGUUUGCAGUUCAUUUUUUCAAGUACAAUCCCUUCCAUUCCUAGCUUCCUCACUAGCUAGUAGCUUCCUUCGUUUAUCUCAAUACCUUCUUCCUCAAGUAUUGAACUUCCAAUAGUUAUGGAGUUUCAGUUCGAGCAGCAGAAGCAGAUUUCAUUUCCAGCAGCGGCUCAAGCACAUAGGGCUUCAGGCAUUCCAAUAAGCAGGAAAGGUAAUAAGUUGAAGGGAGGUAGAAAUAGAAGCAACGAAAUUAACAAGUUUGUUGGGGUGAGACAAAGACCUUCGGGGAGAUGGGUAGCUGAGAUCAAAGAUACAACACAACAGAUAAGAAUGUGGCUUGGCACAUUUGAAACUGCUGAAGAGGCUGCUCGAGCUUAUGAUGAAGCUGCUUGCCUUCUUCGAGGGAACAACACUCGAACCAACUUCAUCACAAACGUGUCUUUGGACUCCCCUCUUGCUUCUCGAAUCCAAAACCUUCUCAACACCAGGAAAUCAGGAUCCGGUUGUAAACAAGAAAUCCAAAUGACCAGUAGUGCUACUUCUAGUACUGCCUCUCAUCCCCCCACAGCUAAAAGUACUAGUAGCCCUAGUACUAGUACUGCUACUUCCACCAGCAAGAGUUGUCUUUCUAGUGAGGUAUCGAAUCAAGAGUCGUCUCAUCUUAAAUUUUCUGAUGAUGUAUACAAACCAGACUUGAGUCACUGCAAUCAGCACCCUUUUGAUCAGUUGAGUACUAGUAAUACUACUUCUUCUUCCUCUUAUCAAUCCGAUGUUUCUUGGGUUGAUGGAUUCUCAUUCGCUCAACAAAUGUUUGUGACACCAAAAAAUGAAGCUGCUUUGUCGACUGGUUUAACUUCAGCUGAUGAAGGUGGUGAUUCGGAUGAGUUGUUAGAAUUCGAAAGGAUGAAAGUCGAAAGACAGAUAUCAGCUUCAUUGUAUGCUAUGAAUGGUGUUCAAGAGUAUAUGGACACAGUUCAUGAUGCGAAUGAAGCUCUUUGGGAUCUUCAACCAUUCUGUGCUUUGUGAUCCUACUGUUCCAUGCAUGCUAUUAUCGACAUUAAUCUUCAUAUUUCCUUUCUUUCGUUGAUUCUGAUCACUUUAAUUUUGUCUUCUCUUUUUCCCAUUCACUUCAAACUCUUGAGAAAAAAGAGUUUAUGAUUUAGACCGGAUAACAAUAACAGAAAGAGAAUUAUAAGUUACAGAUGGAUGGAGAUUGAGUACUAUUAUAUUUGUAUAACUUAUUCGCUGAUUAAGAUCGAUGUUCUGAAAAAAAAAACAUACUUGAAGUUACCUAAUGGAUGUUUCU